This is a messenger RNA of Drosophila kikkawai, 2885 nucleotides long. RefSeq names its product Mucin 91C (gene Muc91C). Gene Ontology annotation, biological process: positive regulation of transcription by RNA polymerase II. Gene Ontology annotation, cellular component: RNA polymerase II transcription regulator complex. NCBI's taxonomy places the organism in Eukaryota, Metazoa, Arthropoda, Insecta, Diptera, Drosophilidae. Gene Ontology annotation, molecular function: transcription coactivator activity. The record is from RefSeq and is a predicted model, not a curated record.
AUGAUUUUGUAUAAAAGUGCAUGCUGCGCAUCAAACAGCAGUGUAGUUCGCAUUUGUCCAUCGGCAGAGCAUCGUCUGGUGAAGUGCCCUCAAAAACCAAAUAUCAAAGAAGCAGCUGGUGUCCACGAAAACGCUCGGUUAAUUUGCAUUCGAAGCGCAUAGAGCUCAUCCCCAGGAGAAGCAGCAGCAGCAGCCAUGCGAGUGCUUUUCGGUGUCAUCGGCGUGGUGGCCAUCGUCGCCGCGUCUCUGGUCCGCGAUGUUGGAGCGGCAAAGCGUGAGGCGCCGCUAAACAAUGCCUACCUGCCCCCCAGUUCCCAGCAGCGUCCCUCCUCCAAGUAUGGAGCCCCGCCGCCCAGCUCUUACCUGCCACCCGCCUCCGGUCCAGCGCCCUCGUUCAACUCCGGUCCGUCCAGCAGCUAUUCGGCGCCCUCGCAGAGCGCCUCCUCGGGCGGACCCUAUCCUGCACCGGCUCCUCGUCCUUCCAGCUCUUACGGUCCUCCGGCCUCGCGUCCUUCUUCUAGCUAUGGACCGCCUCCAAGCCGCCCAAGCCAAUCGUACGGACCACCGCCGCAGGCCAAGAAGUCACAUCACCACCGUCGCCCGUCCUCCAGCUACGGAGCUCCAAGGCCAGCUCCGCCCUCGCAGAGCUAUGGUGCUCCUCCAUCCUCCAGCUACGGACCCCCAAAGUCUGCGCCUCCGUCUCAGAGCUACGGAGCCCCAGCUCCUUCGACCAAAUAUGGACCACCCAAGUCGGCGCCAUCUUCCAGCUAUGGAUCCCCUAGGCCCGCACCACCCUCAUCGUCCUACGGAGCUCCUGCCGCUCCUUCAUCUUCAUAUGGAGCUCCUGCCGCUCCUUCGUCGUCCUAUGGAGCUUCUUCAGCGCCCUCUUCUUCUUAUGGAGCGCCUGCUCCACCCUCCAAGUCAUACGGAGCUCCUGCAGCCCCAUCUUCGUCGUAUGGAGCUCCUGCAGCUCCUUCAAAGUCUUAUGGAGCACCGCCUGCCCCGCCAUCAUCAUCCUACGGACCACCAAAGUCGGCUCCUGCUCCACCACCAUCCUCCAGCUAUGGAGCACCACCACAGGCGCCCGUCAGCAACUACCUGCCACCCGCAUCGCGACCCUCAAAGCCUUCGUCCAGCUAUGGAGCGCCCAGUGUGAGCAGCUUUGUGCCCUUGGCCUCGGCGCCAUCGACCAACUAUGGAGCGCCAUCGAAGACCCAGAGCCUGGGCAGCAGUGGCUAUACUUCGGGACCUUCCUCGUAUGAUGCUCCCGCGGCACCGCCCUCGUCUUCGUACGGAGCACCCUCGUCCUCGUUCCAGCCUAUCUCACCGCCUUCGUCCAGCUACGGCGCACCCAGCAGCGGAUCUGGCUCAAGCAGCGGCAGCUUCUCGGCGGCUCCUUCGUCCUUGUACGGUGCACCAAGCAAGGGUUCCAAUGGUGGAUCCUUCCACUCGGCUCCCUCCAGCUCGUACUCGGCUCCCAGCGCCAGUGCCAACAGUGGAGGAUCGUAUCCCUCGGCGCCUUCGUCUUCGUACUCGGCGCCCAGUCCCAACUCAAACAGUGGAGGCCCGUAUCCCUCGGCUCCUUCGUCGUCUUACUCGGCACCUAGCUCCGGAUCUAACAACGGUGGACCCUACCCGGCUGCUCCCUCCUCUUCGUACUCCGCUCCCAGUGCGGAUGCCAACAGCGGAGGCUCUUAUCCCGCGGCUCCCUCUUCUUCCUACUCGGCACCUAGCUCGGGAUCAAGCAGCGGCAGCUUCUCGGCUGCUCCUUCGUCCUUGUACGGUGCACCAAGCAAGGGUUCCAGUGGUGGAUCCUUCCACUCGGCUCCCUCCAGCUCAUACUCGGCUCCCAGCGCCAGUGCCAACAGUGGAGGAUCGUAUCCCUCGGCGCCUUCGUCUUCGUACUCCGCGCCCAGUCCUAACUCAAACAGUGGAGGCCCGUAUCCUUCGGCUCCUUCGUCGUCUUACUCGGCACCUAGCUCGGGAUCGAACAACGGUGGACCCUACCCAGCAGCACCACAGUCUUCGUACUCGGAACCCAGCCCUGGCGCCAACAGCGGAGGCUCUUAUCCCGCGGCUCCCUCUUCUUCGUACUCGGCUCCUGGAGCUGGUUCCAGCUCUGGCGGACCCUAUCCCGCCGCACCAUCUUCAUCCUACUCCGCUCCUAACUCAAACAGUGGAGGCCCGUAUCCAUCGGCUCCUUCGUCGUCUUACUCGGCACCUAGCUCCGGAUCUAACAGCGGUGGACCCUACCCGGCGGCACCAUCCAUCUCGUACUCUGCCCCCAUCUCGCCACCAUCUUCGUCAUACGGAGCACCUGCCUCAGGACCAUCCCAGUCCUACAGUGCCCCUUCAUCUUCGUAUGGAGCUCCAUCAACCGGAUCCGGAUCUAGCGCCGGCUCCUUCUCAUCCAGCCAUCACGCAUCAGGCUCAUCCUUCGCCUCAUCCUCUGCCUCGAGCAGCGCUGGUAGCUAUCCCUCGGCUCCCUCCAGCUCCUAUGGAGCUCCCGCUGCCGAUCCCGCUCUGAACUUCCCCAGUGGCCCAUCGUCUAGCUACAGUGCCCCACCCACUGGCGGAUCGUCCAGCUCUGGCCCAUAUCCCAGUGCCCCUUCUCAGGACUCUGGGUAUGAUUACAAUGGACCCAGCCAGGUGCCCGAGACCAUCCAGCAGAGCUACAGCGCUGACGGUGGCUACACUUACCGCAAGAAGUGAAGACAUCAUCCACCCAGCGUUCGCCAUGUGCCUUUGAAUACUCAGCCACCAGCUACCAUUAUGCACCACCAACCACCAGCACCACCUCAUGUCAUCUCUCCGCAACUGUAAAUUAUUCCCCAAUUGACCAGCAAUUCGCCCAUUCUAUCGUAUUCCCCUAAAUCAAACCCAUG